AUGUCUUUCCUUGAUCGUUCGCUUUCCUUUGAAACUGGAGAUAUUACGCAUAUUUCAUCUCUCAAAGCUUUUAGAAUAUUCAUUGAACUUUUGAGAGCAAAAGUAAAGCUGAGAAAGGAGGAGGAGGAGAAGAAGAAGAUGCGGGACAAUUUCUGGCUUUCUCUGAAGAGAUCAAUUCACUGCAAACCAAGCCCAUCAGAAGUUCAUGAACCAGAAGCGACCAUCCCAAAAAGAAUUCCUCAGAAGAAUUCAAAUUCAAUGGAUUGUUUCCAAAGAACAAGCAAUAUGCUUUGUGAGAAACCAAACAGUGGCAGCCUAAUCAAAUCCUUAAGGAGCAGUGACAUCCUUAACCCUAUAACCCAUAAGGUUGUCCUUGACAUGUCCCUCAAUGGAUUUCGGAUUUGUCGAUGUUGUCGAAGUCCUUCAAGUAAAGGAGCGAGAGGCCCUCAUGAAUCAGCAAGUCCAACAAUUACACCUUCAAAGAAGACCCAUCAUGUUGAUUGCAAUGAAUGUAACAUAUCCUCCUCAAACUCAAGGGUUUCGAUGCAGACAGAUUCUAAUAAUAAUAAUAAUAAUCUGGUUUGUCUCAAGUGUGGGGAGAAACUAAAAUUUGUUGAUGCUGUUGAAGCACACCAUGUCUCCCAGCAUUCAGUGAUUAAACUUGAUGAAGAAGAUUCAACAAGGCAGAUAAUAGAAACAAUAUGUAGAACAAACUGUACUAAUUCCGAGACCAAGUCAGGGCAGAUUGAAUCUGUGCUCAAGGUUCAGAACAGCCCAAGAACGUUCGCUAGGUUUGAUGAAUACAGGGAAAUGAUAAAGAACGAUGCUGAAAAGUCACACAAGAAGCAACCUCGUUGCCUUGUUGAUGGCAAUGAGCUUCUAAGGUUUCAUGGCACAACCCUCAUAUGUUCACUGGGUACCGAUAAUGGCUCUUCUUCUUCUUCUGGUUUGUGCACUUCAGAACAUUGUUGUGUGUGUCAGAUUCUGAGACAUGGCUCCUUCACCACCAAAGAGUUUCGUGGUUCAUUUGGGGUCCUCACCAAUUCAACCUGUGAUAAGGCCUUUGAAUCCAUAGGGUCACUUGAUUCUGAUGAAUCUGAUAUGGGAUCAUCUCAGAGGAAGUCGGUUAUGGUGUGCAGAGUAAUAGCUGGUAGGGUUUUGUAUAGUUCUGUGGAAGAAAUUGAAGAGGAGAAUUCUGGGUUUGAUUCUUUGGCAGACAAGAGGAAUGGUGACUUAGAGGUUGAAGAGCUUUAUGUGUUGGAUCCUAGAGCUAUACUUCCUUGUUUUGGGGUAAUAUACAAACCCUGA
Molecule: messenger RNA, 1308 nt
Organism: Neltuma alba
Lineage: Eukaryota; Viridiplantae; Streptophyta; Magnoliopsida; Fabales; Fabaceae
Exons: 2
Coding region: 1-1308 (435 amino acids)
Source: RefSeq, a predicted model, not a curated record